Molecule: messenger RNA, 1188 nt
Organism: Penicillium argentinense
Lineage: Eukaryota; Fungi; Ascomycota; Eurotiomycetes; Eurotiales; Aspergillaceae
Gene: fen1
Product: multifunctional nuclease RAD27
Exons: 5
Coding region: 1-1188 (395 amino acids)
Cellular component (GO): cytoplasm; nucleus
Molecular function (GO): DNA binding; 5'-3' exonuclease activity; 5'-flap endonuclease activity
Source: RefSeq, a predicted model, not a curated record
AUGGGUAUUAAACACCUGUACCAGGUGAUCUCCGAGAACGCCCCCGAUGCGAUCAAGACGGGCGAGAUCAAGAAUCACUUUGGCCGCAAAGUCGCAAUUGAUGCUUCCAUGAGCAUCUACAGUUUCCUCAUCGCCGUCCGCUCCGAAGGCCAACAACUAAUGAGCGAGAGCGGCGAAACAACCUCCCACCUAAUGGGCAUGUUCUACCGCACCCUGCGAAUGGUCGACAACGGCAUCAAACCCCUCUACGUCUUCGAUGGCGCCCCACCGAAGCUGAAGUCCGGCGAGCUGGCGAAGCGAGGCGCGCGCAAGGCCGAAGCAACGGAGGCCCACGAGGAGGCCAAGGAGACCGGUACAGCCGAAGAUGUCGAGAAGUUCUCCCGACGGACGGUCCGCGUCACGCGUGAACAUAAUGCCGAGUGCAAGAAGCUCUUGUCGCUGAUGGGCAUUCCCUACAUCGAUGCGCCUACCGAGGCCGAGGCCCAGUGUGCUGUUCUCGCGCGGGCUGGGAAGGUCUAUGCUGCUGCUUCGGAGGAUAUGGAUACGCUGUGCUUUGAGGCUCCGAUCUUGUUGCGCCAUUUGACGUUCUCCGAGCAGCGGAAGGAGCCUAUCCAGGAGAUUCACCUGGAACGGGUGCUGGAGGGUCUGAAUAUGGAUCGCAAUCAGUUCAUCGACCUUUGCAUCCUCCUCGGCUGCGACUACCUCGAGCCAAUCCCCAAAGUCGGCCCUCACACCGCCCUUAACCUAAUCCGCGAACACAAAACCCUGGAAAAGGUGGUAGAAUUCAUGAAGAAUGACCCAAAAGAGAAAUUCGUGAUCCCAGAAAGUUGGCCAUACGAAGACGCGCGCGAGCUCUUUGCCAAGCCGGAUGUGCGCGACGCCGAGCACCCGGAAUGCGAUUUCAAAUGGGACGCGCCGAACGUAGACGGCUUGAUUGAGUUCCUGGUUACGGACAAGGGAUUCAACGAGGAUCGCGUGCGCAAUGGCGCGGCGCGUCUGACGAAGAACCUGAAGAGUGCGCAGCAGUCGCGCUUGGAGGGAUUCUUUAAGCCUGUCGCGAGGACGGAUGAUGAGAAGGCUAGUUUGAAGCGGAAGCACGAUGAGAAGUUGCAGAUGCAGAAGAAGAAGAAGAAAGAUGAGGCCAAGGCGAAGAAGGAUGCUAAGGCUAAGCCUCGUGCGGCGGGUUAG